AUGGGCAGCAUCGGUCAGACUUUCUUGGGUUCCAUCGACCAAGGGACGACAAGCUCGAGAUUCCUCAUAUUCAGCGCGGCUGGAGACGUUGUUGCAUCGCACCAGCUCGAAUUCCGGCAAAUAUAUCCUCAGCCUGGCUGGCAUGAACACGACCCCUUGGAAAUAAUAUCAUCCGUUGAAAAAUGCAUCGAUGGCGCCGUUGCUUCAUUUGAGAGCCAGGGCCACAGUAUAAAGGCUAUCAAGGCCAUCGGAAUUACAAACCAGCGAGAAACAACUGUGGUAUGGGACAAAGACACAGGGGAGCCGCUCUACAACGCGAUCGUAUGGACAGACACGCGCACGCAGGCACUUGUUCGCAAGUUGAAAAAACGCCUUGGGGGAAAUGACCUGCAGGCCCUCUGUGGACUUCCCUUGUCAACCUACCCAUCUGUUGGCAAACUGCUGUGGAUUAUCGAAAAUGUACCAAAGGCCAAAGAAGCAUAUGAAAAGGGAACCCUCGCCUUUGGGACCAUUGAUACAUGGCUCAUAUAUAAGCUCAACGGCGGAACAAAGAAAAAUGUCUAUGUCACCGAUCCUACAAAUGCUUCAAGGACAAUGUUUAUGAACAUCACAACACUCCAGUAUGAUGAGCAACUCAUUGAGUUCUUCCGCAUAGAUCGCGAGAAAGUCCAUUUAGCCAAAAUAAUCCAUUCAUCAGACCCAGAAGGAUACGGCUCCCUAGCUUCCACGGUCCUAAAAGGCUUCCGUAUCACAGGCUGUCUGGGGGAUCAAUCUGCCGCACUUGUUGGCCAAAAGGCAUUCACUCCUGGCCUGGCGAAAAAUACAUACGGCACAGGUUGCUUCCUGUUAUACAACAUAGGGGAAACCCCUGUUAUAUCCAAACACGGCCUCCUCACCACCGUCGCUUUCGACUUCAAUGGGAAAGUUAUGUAUGCGCUUGAAGGGAGUAUUGCCGUUGGCGGAUCCAGCGUUAAAUUCUUAGUAAACAAUUUUGGCUUCAUAGAUAAGUCCAGCGAUAUAAGCGCUCUGGCCGAGACAGUGGAGGACAAUGGUGGCCUGGUUUUUGUAACAGCCUUUAGCGGCUUGUUUGCCCCGUACUGGAUGGAUGACGCGCGUGGGACAAUGUUUGGAAUUACUACGUUCACAAAACGCGGACAUGUAGCACGUGCGACGCUUGAGGCGACCUGUUUCCAAACUAAAGCCAUUCUCGAUGCCAUGGAGAAGGACAGUGGCCAUAAAUUGACAGAAUUGGCGGUCGACGGAGGCAUGUGUAAUAGUGAUUUGACGAUGCAGACACAAUCCGAUAUCAUAUCUAUCCCGGUUCAUCGACCAGCAAUGCGCGAAACCACAGCUCUGGGGGCUGCGAUUGCUGCAGGAUUGGCUGUUGGCGUCUGGCAAGGGCUCGAAGAAUUAAAGACCAUAAACAUAGACGGCUGCACCGUGUUCACGCCCGCUAUUACCAAGGAAGAGGCUGCUACCAAAUUCUCUAGAUGGGAGAAGGCUGUACAGAUGUGCAAAGGCUGGGCUAAUUGA
Molecule: messenger RNA, 1533 nt
Organism: Histoplasma capsulatum G186AR
Lineage: Eukaryota; Fungi; Ascomycota; Eurotiomycetes; Onygenales; Ajellomycetaceae
Product: glycerol kinase
Exons: 3
Coding region: 1-1533 (510 amino acids)
Biological process (GO): glycerol metabolic process; glycerol-3-phosphate biosynthetic process; triglyceride metabolic process
Cellular component (GO): mitochondrion
Molecular function (GO): glycerol kinase activity
Source: RefSeq, a predicted model, not a curated record